Molecule: messenger RNA, 1751 nt
Organism: Melanotaenia boesemani (Boeseman's rainbowfish)
Lineage: Eukaryota; Metazoa; Chordata; Actinopteri; Atheriniformes; Melanotaeniidae
Gene: gpr83
Product: G protein-coupled receptor 83
Exons: 4
Coding region: 1-1416 (471 amino acids)
Biological process (GO): neuropeptide signaling pathway
Cellular component (GO): membrane
Molecular function (GO): neuropeptide Y receptor activity
Source: RefSeq, a predicted model, not a curated record
AUGAGAGCGGUGUGUGUUUGGUUCACAGUGUAUUCCUGGAUGAGCAGCUCGCACUGGAUAGCAGCGGGACAGAGACUUAACGACUCCACACUUCUGGGAGAGAAGCUAUUUCCUUACACGGAGGGUUUGUUAAAUGUUUCGGGACAGUUGGGGAAUCGGACCUCGGGGCUUUUCCUCCUGGACUUUGACGAGGGUCUGCUGGAGGACUGGCGCUCUCUGGCCAAUAAGAAGAGCAGCGGGAAGGAGUCGCAGGACAGCGGCAUCAAGGCGCUGCUGGUGGCCGCCUACUCUCUGAUCAUCGUGAUCUCUCUGUUUGGAAACACGCUCGUGUGCCACGUAGUGGUCAAAAACAAGCGCACCCAGUCCUCCACCAGUUUAUUUAUUUUAAAUCUGGCGGUGGCUGAUAUCUUCAUCACGGUCCUGAAUACACCUUUUACCCUGGUACGCUUUGUGAACAGCACAUGGGUGUUUGGGAGGACAAUGUGUCACAUCAGUCGCUUUGUGCAGUACUGCUCCCUGCAUGUCUCCACUCUCACCCUCACUGCUAUCGCACUGGACCGGCGACAGGUGAUUUUACAUCCUCUGAGACCACGCAUGACUCCUGCACAAGGUGGUGUUUGGGUGGCUGUUAUUUGGAUAAUGGCGAGCUGUUUCUCCCUCCCACAUGCGAUCUACCAAAAACUCCUGACUUUCACAUACAGCAAGGAAAAGGAGAGAAGCCUGUGUGUCCCAGACUUCCCAGAGCCAUCAGAUCUCUACUGGCAGUAUAUUGAUCUCCUAACAUUUAUACUACUUUAUAUGCUGCCACUCCUCAUCAUCACCAUCUCCUACACCACAGUGGCCCGUCGGCUGUGGCGCCACAACGCCAUUGGUGACACGACAACAGCUCAGCAUGCCACUCAAAGGAGGAAGCGCAGACGAACGUUGGCCAUGCUGCUCCUGGUUGUUGGAGUGUUUGCUGUCUGCUGGUUCCCACUCAACUGCUACGUGGUGCUUCUUUCCAGCCAAGCCAUCCACUCCUCCAAUGCUCUGUAUUUCUGCUUUCACUGGCUGGCGAUGAGCUCCACCUGUUACAACCCUUUCAUCUACUGCUGUCUGAAUCCCACCUUCCGCCAGGAGCUGCGACUCCUCCUUGACAGGUGCAGGUGGAGACGGAGGGCAGCGGUUGGGUUGGAGCCAGACCAUCGCCCUGCAGUCGCCGGUGCUCCCUGUCACAGAGCCGCCUGGCCUGACAACCACCAGUCAUCUAGGCCACGCCAGGCUUUGGCCCAGGGCCAGGACUCAUUACAGCAGAGUCACGCCUCAUCAAGUCAUUCCCACAACCUGAAAGAUGCUCAUGUGCUCUACACUGCAAGGCCGGCGCUAACAGGGAGGACCCACAUCCUCUCAGUCGAGCCAAUUGUGGCAGUGAGAUGACUGGAUGCAGUUCUAAAUGGAAGACAUUAGUUUGUAGGAUUUAAAAACAGAAAUCUGGACAUCUCAGAGGUUUGGCUGGGCCAACACAGGACACUGAUAGUAACAGGGGAAGAGGAAAGCACUUUUUCUAAGACUUCAAGGAAAUUACAAGAUUAUUUCUCCAUUAGACGUUAGUAAAAUGGCUUUGCCACAGUUAUUUCUGCAUUUUUUCACACUGCUUUUUACACUUUUAUUUCCUCUGUACUUUUAAGGUGCAUUGCACAUCAAGAACUGAAUCUCCGGGUAUUAAAAAACUGAUAAAUCAUUCUCACUUUGAAUCCAUUCAGCAGCGCUUU